Messenger RNA from Tetrahymena thermophila SB210, 1587 nucleotides. RefSeq lists its product as hypothetical. The transcript has a single exon. Lineage: Eukaryota; Ciliophora; Oligohymenophorea; Hymenostomatida; Tetrahymenidae. The record is from RefSeq and is a predicted model, not a curated record.
AUGAGCAGCUUUAAUAAUUCAAACUACUUUUUCUAAUCUAAUUAAGAUAUCUAAUCAUACAGCUAGAUAGAUAACUAACUAAAUAUUUAAAUCAACCCUAAACUAUUUUAUGGCUCUGAAACAAGCAUAGCAUAAAUUUCUGAUGACCUCAACACUGGAUUAACUAGUUUCUGCGCUUAAAAGAACAUAAAUCAACUACAAGAAAACUUAAGUUCCCCUGAAUCAGGAUCUCAAUUAAGAAGCAGUUUUGCCUCCAACUAAUCUCACUAUUCUUCUGAUUCAAGCAGAGAAGUAGAGAUGGCUUAGUUUGGCUUUACUAAAAUAAAUUAAAUGGAAAUUGAAUCAGAAUGUCUUACUGUUUCAGACGAAACUAAAGUUAAUUAUUCCAGCCCUUCAUUCUAAAUCGCCUCUUAAGCUCAUUUGAUUCCAGGUGAUUAUCUCAUUGAAUUUAACCAAUUAGAGAGUUUAUUAUAAAUAAAUGCUGGAAACUAAGUUGAUUUUAAUAAUUCCUAAAUUAACACAUGGAAAAAAUGCAUCUAAAUUGAAAAAGAUUAAUCUGAGAAUGGAUGUUUCUACGUUUCAUUGGGACAAAAAGAGGACAGCUACCCAACUUAAAUAUAUGAAGCCGCCUAAAUUAUUUAAUCCUUGAAAGAGAAGAAGUUAUUAAUCUCUAACUAAAUGAGAGAAGAAGAAAGUUAAAAAUUUGAAAACCGCAUUCAAAUGAUUGAAAAUAUAUUAGAAUCUGUAUCGAAAAAAUCCAACGAAGCUUAAUAAUUGCAAAACUAAAUUAAUUAAUAAGCUUUUUAUGAAAAUUAUUAAUUAUCCUUAAAAAAGGCAAAGAAUAUCAUGAGAGAAAUUGUAAAUGCUAAUGGAUCAACAAAAUCUUUUGUUUUUGCUUAAAUAAAAGCUUUCAACCCAAAGAGCCUCUCUAAAGAAAUAACUUAAAUGAUCUAUUCCCCUAAGCUAGUUAAAAUAUUGUACAAUGAAUCAGCAGCUGAUAACCUUUUCUACAAUUAAAUUUUGAGAAAAGGUAUAAUCGAAAUGUUUGAUUCAUAAGGUCAUUUACUUCUUAAUUCUUUAGAAAUAGAGAAAUCAAGUGAAGUUGAUUUGUAGUCUUCUUAGUCUUUAAAAAAUCAGAAAAUCAGUUUAACAUUAUACACAUCUGAUAACUUUUAAGUACCAAUUACUGUUACCUUAAAAAAGUACAAUCUUUCAUAAGGAGACUAAAUUUAAUGCAGCGCUGUUGACCAUGAAUUACUAGUUUUUGAUAUCAAAAUCAAAAUUAAGUACCAAAAGCAAUUAAAAACUAUGCGUAAUAACGCAUAAGAGCUCCUUAUCAAGAAGAAAAUUUGCAAAAAAAAUUCACCAACUGUAGGAAAAAAGAUGUUGAAGAAAAAGGCAAACGGCAACCAUAAAUCCAAGUCUUAGUCUGACUGUUAGUGCAGUAGUUGCUAAACAAACUAAACAGAAAACUAACAAGAAUAUUUUGGAUACUACUUAGAAACCCUUGGAUUUUUAAAUAAAUUUUAUCCAGAAAAACUCUAAAGUGAUAGCGAUAAAUUUGAUUUAAUUUAAUUGAGCAAAUGA